This is a messenger RNA of Dichomitus squalens LYAD-421 SS1, 1217 nucleotides long. RefSeq lists its product as uncharacterized. The transcript has 9 exons. NCBI's taxonomy places the organism in Eukaryota, Fungi, Basidiomycota, Agaricomycetes, Polyporales, Polyporaceae. The record is from RefSeq and is a predicted model, not a curated record. Bases 209 to 790 code for a protein of 193 amino acids.
GCGACGACCACGUCCCGCCCACCGUUCUUUGCAGCCAACAUUGGCCCUUCGUCACUCUCCUUGAAGACGGUUUCCUCCUGUAAACUAUACAACGUCAAGGCCUCGCUCACUUACCUUCCUGGCGUCAAGGCUUGCGCCGUCUUCAAGAAAAAGUAACGAAUCGCUUCCCAAGGCCUUACCCGGUUGAUCCUGCAAACGAUCAUUAACGAUGUGGUGUGACAAUUGCCUUCUCUUGCUCCCUCUGAGGGGUGGUGCUAUCGCGUGGGGCGUAGUCAUGUUCCUGUACAGUCUCGCGGGAGGCAUUUUCCUGCUUAUUCGGGGACAAUACCUGUUCUUCGUUUUCCCUGAAUGGCAAAUCUACGGAGGUAUUGGAAUCGCUGUUGGAGUAGCAGCAGCGCUCUCCAUUCUAGCGCUUUCGAACCGAUCGUAUAUCUGGAUACGUGUCUGCAAGUUUGUCUGGCCAUUUGUCAUCGUCAUUGCCGCCGUACGGGCCAUCAUCAUGAUCGUCGAGCUCCAACGCGGGAAGGACAAGAUCCAGUGGGAGUGCGACAACGGUGGCCAGCUCUGGUCCGCAUCAGCUGCCGCAGGCUACGGUACAAGCUCCGAGACGUUCCCAAGUGGCUUCUGUGCAGCGGGAUUCUCCAGUUUAAACGUGGCGUUCAUCGUUGGACUCCUCGUGGACCUUGUCUUCCAGAUGUACAUGUUCUUCAUGGUAUGGCGGUUCCAGAAGAGGCUCGAGCACUAUUCGGGAAUGAAGGGACCAUUUUAUGGCGGGUACUACAACGCCUAAGCGUAGCCUGACCGUUGAGCAGCGAUCGGACGCUGUAGCGGUUACCCUCGGUCCAUUCCAUUCUCUUUGCCCGAGCCUACUGGACAGUUCCGUGUCAUACCUUCUGCGCUACCCCUCGUACGAUCUGCUAAUGCUCCCACCUCCCCGCUGUUCCCGUGUUACGUGAUUGACAGUGCUGUCGCUAUUCUCGAUCGCGCACAGCUGCUUCUCAUUGCCCCGCGUCUCAUGAAUGAUUCGCAUUAUCUCUCGGUUAUCCUCUCUUGUCUCCUCUGAUGUUGUCUCAGUAUCUCGCCUUCUGGCACUCACGACCCUUAUGACAUGACUAACGACCCCGGAUCGUACUUACGUAGUACUCGCCUGGUUACGACUGACUUAUUCCUAUACCUUGAUGAUCACCCUUCGAACCUGAAUGAACCCUAUUACAGCA